Molecule: messenger RNA, 7530 nt
Organism: Struthio camelus australis
Lineage: Eukaryota; Metazoa; Chordata; Aves; Struthioniformes; Struthionidae
Source: RefSeq, a predicted model, not a curated record
GACAGUAGUAACAGUGUGAGGAUGCCUUGUCCUCAUUUUUAUUACUUCAGAGAUUUUAUUGCUGGCAGCCAGAUGUGCUGAAACUCCUGACGACAGCAUCUAUUCACUGCGUGUUUUUAAUAGGCUUAGAGAAAUAUGAGUAUAGUACAUGAAAGCAGCUCAGCUUCACACUUCAUCUGGGAAUGCCCAAAAAGCUUUCUGCUGUUUAGAAUUCUUGCUACAGUCAGGAGAAAGCCGCACGGGUACUAAAUCUUCUACGACUGAAUUAGAAGAAUAAUGACUGUACAAUUAACUAUCAACCCCUGCUCAUUUAGGCACAGUUUUUACAGAGAUCAGGAGAAAUAUGGAACUUGAUUGGCAUGUUUGCAUUUGAUGGUGUGUGCAAAACAGAUGACUUUUAAGACAGGUGGUGAAGAAAAAUAGAAGGGAAGGAAAGAGAGAAAAUGCAAUUUGAGACACUGCGCCAGGUCUGCAAUUCUGUUUUAUCUCAUUUUCAUGGGGUUUUCUCAUCCCCUCCAAAUAUUUUACAAAAUGAUCUUUUUGGACAGACAUUGAACAACACUAGGAAAAGAAGCCCAUCAAUAUCAAGAGAUCAGAACAGAAGAUACGACCAAAGGGAAGAAAGAGACGAAUAUUCACAGUAUGCUACAUCAGACAGUGCAAUGCCCAGGUCACCAUCAGAUUAUUCAGAUAGGCGGUCCCAGCGUGGCCCUCAGUUAUAUGAAGAACCUGAACCAGGUGAUUACAGAGAUUCCAACCGAAGGAGUCGCAGGCGUUCCAAGGAGUAUCCGGUAGAGGAAGAGGAUGUACAGAAUAGGGAAGAAUAUGAAAGGCAGCGGAGGGAAGAGGAAUACCAGGCACGAUACCGAAGCGAUCCUAAUCUGGCUCGUUAUCCAGUUAAGCCACAACCAUAUGAGGAACAAAUGCGUAUCCAUGCCGAAGUAUCCCGAGCACGUCAUGAACGGAGACAUAGUGAUGUCUCAUUGGCAAAUACUGAGUUGGAAGAUUCCCGGAUAUCUAUGCUGAGGAUGGAACGACCAUCAAGACAAAGAUCUGUGUCUGAGCGCAGAGCUGCCAUGGAGAAUCAGCGUUCAUACUCUAUGGAAAGAACUCGAGAGGCUCAGGGACCAAGUCCCAAUCGUCAGAGGACCACAAACCAUAGCCCUCCUACACCUAGGAGGAGUCCAAUUCCUCUGGAAAGACCAGACAUGAGGCGUUCUGAUUCUUUAAGGAAACAACACCAUUUGGAUCCCAAUUCUGCUGUACGGAAAACAAAACGUGAGAAGAUGGAAACUAUGUUACGGAACGAUUCGCUCAGCUCAGACCAGUCUGAAUCUGUCAGACCUCCACCACCAAAGCCCCAUAAAACCAAAAAGGGAGGUAAAAUGCGCCAGGUUUCGUUAAGCAGCUCAGAAGAAGAACUGGCCUCUACUCCAGAAUACACAAGUUGUGAUGAUGUAGAGAUUGAAAGCGAAAGUGUUAGUGAAAAAGGGGACAGUCAAAGGGGAAAAAGAAAAACUAGUGAGCAGGCAGUUUUGUCGGAUUCUAACACCUUAUCUGAGAGACAAAAGAAAAUGGUAUGCUUUGGUGGCCACUCUUUGGAAGAGGACUUGGAAUGGUCUGAGCCUCAGAUUAAAGACUCUGGGGUAGAUACGUGUAGUAGCACAACUCUAAACGAGGAGCAUAGCCAUAGCGAAAAGCAUCCAGUAACCUGGCAGCCAUCCAAAGAUGGAGACCGUCUCAUUGGUCGGAUUUUGUUAAAUAAACGACUAAAAGAUGGAAGUGUGCCUAGAGACUCGGGAGCAAUGCUUGGAUUGAAGGUAGUAGGAGGAAAGAUGACUGAAUCAGGUCGACUCUGUGCAUUUAUCACCAAAGUUAAAAAAGGAAGCUUAGCUGAUACAGUGGGACAUCUUAGACCAGGUGAUGAAGUAUUAGAAUGGAAUGGACGGCUACUACAAGGAGCCACCUUUGAGGAGGUGUAUAACAUCAUUUUAGAGUCCAAACCUGAGCCGCAGGUGGAGCUUGUAGUUUCAAGGCCAAUUGGGGAUAUUCCCAGAAUACCUGACAGCACACAUGCACAGCUGGAGUCCAGUUCUAGUUCAUUUGAGUCUCAAAAAAUGGACCGACCUUCUAUUUCAGUGACUUCUCCUAUGAGUCCUGGCAUGUUAAGGGAUGUUCCACAGUUCUUGUCUGGACAACUUUCAAGCCAAAGCCUUAGUAGAAGAACAACGCCUUUUGUUCCUAGGGUUCAGAUAAAACUGUGGUAUGACAAGGUUGGUCAUCAGUUAAUAGUCACGAUAUUGGGAGCAAAGGAUCUUCCUUCAAGGGAAGAUGGGAGGCCAAGGAAUCCUUAUGUUAAAAUUUACUUUCUUCCGGACAGAAGUGAUAAAAAUAAAAGAAGAACAAAAACAGUAAAGAAAACAUUGGAACCUAAGUGGAACCAAACAUUCAUUUAUUCUCCAGUUCACCGGAGAGAAUUUAGAGAACGAAUGUUAGAAGUUACUCUUUGGGACCAAGCACGAGUUCGAGAGGAAGAAAGUGAAUUUUUAGGCGAGAUUCUUAUUGAGUUAGAGACAGCAUUACUAGAUGAUGAACCUCACUGGUACAAACUUCAAACACAUGAUGUCUCUUCAUUGCCACUUCCCCACCCCUCACCAUAUUUGCCACGCAGACAACUCCAUGGCGAGAGUCCCACACGGAGGUUACAAAAUAAAGGCUUAUAUUCAUAUAAUUCAGGGUCCAAAAGAAUCAGCGAUAGUGAAGUCUCUGACUAUGACUGUGAUGAUGGAAUUGGUGUUGUUUCAGAUUAUCGACAUAAUGGGAGAGAUCUUCAAAGUUCCACGCUGUCAGUGCCAGAACAAGUUAUGUCAUCUAAUCAUUGCUCUCGAUCAGGAUCCCCUCACCGUGGUGAUAGCAUAGGACGUACUAGAUCGUGGUCUCCCAGCGUCCCUCCCCCACAAAGUCGUAACGUGGAUCAGGGACUACGAGGGACUCGAUCUACCCCUGCACAUUACAAUACCCUGAACCGAAUGGAUAGACACCGUGUAAUAGAUGACCACUACUCACCGGACAGAGAGAGGAGGACUAGGCAGGAGAGAAGAGUGCCUAAUACAUAUUAUGACGACACAACCUAUACUCCUGAAAGGUGGUACAAUGGUGCAAGUUCAUGGGCAGAUCAUGUAGUCAAUGGUUCAGCUGAAAAUUAUGGGAAUUGUGAAGCAGCAGAUAGACAGCCAUAUCAAAGAUCCAGAUCAACAGAGCAACAUCCUGUGCUAGAGCGGACCAACUCCCGCUCCCGAUCCACAGAGCGUCCUGACUCAAACCUCAUCAGGUCGAUGCCUUCAUUAAUGACUGGAAGAUCUGCCCCUCCUUCACCUGCCUUACCGAGGUCACACCCUCGAACCGGGUCCAUUCAAACAAGUCCAUCAAGCACUCCAGUAGCAGGGCGAAGGGGGAGGCAGUUACCACAGCUCCCACCAAAAGGGACAUUGGAGAGAAACAAUGGAGACAAGGAGAUAGAACCUUAUGAAGAAGAAAAGAAAGCAGAUCCAGAGAAUGGGGAUGCAGGUGCUAUGGAUGUAGAAGAGAGGAAUCGCCAAAUGAAAAUGAGCAAGUACAAACAGGUAGCGGGAUCAGAUUCCAGGCUGGAGCAAGAUUAUCCUUUUAAGUAUCGGUCAGGACGGGAUCCUCAGCGAGGCUCAGACAAUGUUUCCAAUAAGUCUUCAGACAGCGAUGUCAGUGAUGUCUCAGCUGUGUCAAGGACAAGCAGUGCUUCGCGCUUCAGCAGCACAAGCUACAUGUCCGUCCAAUCAGAGCGACCAAGAGGAAACAAGAAAAUAAGUGUCUUUACAUCCAAAAUGCAAAGCAGACAGAUGGGCGCCUCAGGAAAGAACAUGACCAAGAGCACCAGCAUCAGCGGGGACAUGUACACACUCGACAAGAACGAUGGCAGCCAGUCGGACACGGCAGUGGGCACUGUUGGUGGUGGCGGCAAAAAGAGACGCUCCAGCAUUGGUGCCAAGAUGGUCGCCAUUGUGGGCCUCUCGAGAAAAAGCCGCAGCACGUCACAACUCAGCCAAACUGAAGCGGGUGGUAAGAAGCUGCGGAGCACUGUCCAGAGAAGCACUGAGACAGGACUGGCUGUGGAGAUGAGGAACUGGAUGACACGUCAGGCCAGCCGGGAAUCUACAGAUGGGAGCAUGAACAGCUACAGCUCUGAGGGAAAUUUGAUUUUCCCUGGUGUGAGAUUGGCUGCAGAUAGCCAGUUCAGUGAUUUUCUGGAUGGACUUGGUCCUGCCCAGCUUGUAGGGCGACAAACUUUGGCAACACCAUCAAUGGGAGAUAUCCAGGUGGGAAUGAUGGACAAGAAAGGACAGUUGGAAGUAGAAAUAAUUCGAGCUCGUGGCCUUGUUGUAAAACCAGGUUCAAAGACACUGCCAGCACCAUACGUAAAGGUGUAUUUAUUAGAAAAUGGAGUCUGCAUAGCCAAAAAGAAAACAAAGGUAGCAAGAAAAACUCUGGAACCACUUUAUCAGCAACUUCUAUCAUUUGAAGAAAGUCCCCAAGGAAAAGUUUUACAGAUUAUUGUUUGGGGAGACUACGGACGAAUGGAUCACAAAUCCUUUAUGGGAGUGGCACAGAUACUUUUAGAUGAACUGGACCUGUCCAACAUGGUGAUUGGGUGGUUCAAACUUUUCCCUCCUUCCUCCCUAGUAGACCCAACCUUAGCUCCUCUCACUAGAAGAGCCUCCCAGUCAUCUCUGGAAAGUUCGACGGGACCUUCGUAUGCUCGCUCAUAGCAGCUGUGAAACUGUUGUCAUAGCAACCAGCGUUACAAAACGAAAAAAAAAUUACAGGUCGCAAACCCUGGUAACACUGCAUGCUUAAUGUUGUGUCUUCUGAGCCUGUUUCUAGGGCUACAACGCGAUCCUGUGUUCUCAAGGAAGUUGCACACAUUGUGCCCUAUGGAAGGCCCUCAGGGGAAGGACUGACGGUGUAACAAACUGACAGGUUUGGAGUUCAGGGACACUCAGUUUUGGUCCAAUCCGAAGCCAUGGACUAAACUAAAAGAAUCAAUCUGUUUCAUGCAACAAAAGUCCUUUUCAAUGGCAUAUCUAUUUUGUUGCUCCCGUUUCUUUAUUUAUCUGCCCUCCCCGCUCCUGAAGCUUGGUUAUGCCGCAGAAAUGGCGUUUCCCUCCCAUGAAGCCAUGUCGCAAGUCAGUGGAUUUGCAGACAUUGGAAGAACAUAAGAACUCUUGAAAAGAAAAGUCAGCUGUCAUUUGAAACAGUUACUUGAAAACUCUCCAUACUGAAAAGGUUCAAGACUUAAGAGUGGCAGGCUUCGUAGCUCCAGCUGUAGUCACAGUGAAACCCCAGAUGUGAUGGACUCUCUGAAAAAUAAAAUUCCGUGGAUAUACUGUACUGUAUGAAAUUAAAGAAACUUUUUUGCAUGGACACAGAUUUAGCUGAACACUUAAAUUAUUUUCUUGGGGCUGCAACUUGCAAAAAAAUAAAUAAAUAAAUAAAUCAGCCAUUUUCAACAAUUUAUAUUAUUUUUAAAAAUAAAUUUCACUAGUGCAUGGUUUUAAAGGGAAGAGAAUGCAACAGGGUGAUAAAAAGACACACCACGUUUAUCAUUCUUUAAACCAGUCAUGGUCUGUAUUUUUGCAGACUUAUAUUACAAAUAAUUUCUAGCAAAUAUUUAAAAUUCUGUUUAUGUGACAAGAAAUAAGUGUAAUAUAUUAAAUUUAUUUAAAUGUAAAAGGUACAAGCCUUGUAAAGUUCAACAUAAUGUGCAAAUUGUACACUUCUUUUACCUCCUCCUUCCUCUUCUCUCUUCCAAUCUCCCUUCUUCCUGUUGCUCUUUUUCCCCACUACCUCCCAGGAUGACCAUCAUACUCUAAAAUGGCUACCUUUUGACUUACUACUCUCUUAUGCCCCAUAUUUGGUUCAGGGUUGCAGAUUGUUCUUGCAGUUCUGAAUUAUUUGAGAAAAACAUUGUUUAAGAACUUACUUUUUUUCAAGCAUGUUGAAAAGGAUUUUGCAACAUGGCUUGGGAGUACAUUAAUGUAAUUCAGCAUGUAUUUGAUAAAGAAGAUAUUUGAACUUUUUGCAAUUUAUUGUACAGUGCAUGGUAACUUAUUUUCAUUUUUUUCUCACCUUCAGAUUGAAUUCUACAGCAAAAUACUGGAAUCAUAUGGCCAUUGUAAGAUGUUGUCAAUAAAUUUGUUUUCAGCACCAGCAUCAUUCAUUCAAGGGUUGAACUAUCAUUUCUGGAAGGUUUUGGAAAGAGAAAAAAAUUAAGUAAAUGUUUGAGGUUUUUUUAGGAAAUAAAUUUAAACAAUUUUAUUUGCACUAAACCAAAUAAAUUGCUACAUUCUUGGGUUUAUAAAGACAACAGAGGUUACUAAUUCUUACAGUUCUUCUGCUGUACAGUUCAAUUUUCAUGGACUACAGUUGUGUUGGCAAAGACAUAAUUCGGUAAUAUCAGUCAGAAAAAUGUCAAUCUUUGGUUCAUAAAAUAGCCUUAAAGAAAAGUUUAUCAGUACCACUCUAAGAAUUAUUUGUCACCAUUACCAGAACCCUCAGUGCAGGCAACAGAGCUUCAAAGCCCUAUUUUCUGUAGCAGACAGUAACUACCAGGGGGUGGUGCUGCAAGUUCAAGCUUCUCAUUAAAUUACGUUAUUUAAAGGGAAGGUAACUGGCUAACAUUUAAUAAGAAAAUGUCCCACUUUUCUGGGUCUUUGUAUGCCUUUAAUACCUACUUAAGAUUUAAUAUUGAAAUCUUGCAAUAAUUUUUGAAAUAUACAACGCAUUUAACUUUAAGGCCACACAGACUUAUUCUAAUUUUAUUUGAAAUUCUGUUAAUGUUGCCCAUUAAAAAAUUGUACAUGCCUCUUAAGAGGGCAAAAGUAAUAAUAGUAACACUUAAAAUGCCUUUUACUUUGUGCAAUAUCAUAUAAAUCAAGAUUGUGUCUUGUCCUCAGAGAUUAUAUAAUGGAUUAUUAUUUAGUUAAUGGACAGACUGGUAAACAUUAUAUUUAUGGAAAUAAUUUAGACACUUGUCUGCCAGCAAACAAAUAAAUAAUACCAACAUGCAGUGAACAGUAUCCCCUACAAUUGAACAAAAACACAUAACCCUUUUCCUGGAAUUGUGAGAUGCACUCACAUGUUCUUGUAUGCAUAGUCCUAUAUAAAUUAUUUCCAAUUUUAAAAUCAAGGACAUGACGCAUGGAAGGUUUGUACAUACUUGUCAUGAUGCAGUAUUUAUUUUAAAAAAAUUAAUGCUUUUUUUUUUUUUUAAUUUUCACACGUCUGCAACUCUACUUAUGGUUUAGUCAUGUAAAUAGCACUAUUCCAGUGAUCACUGCUGUCUUGUACAUAGUACGUUUUAAAAAGUUAAAAGGAAUUGCAGUUGGGGGGAAAAAAAAAAAAGGCAGAUUAGGCCUGUAAUGAACACCAACUAAUGUAAAUCAAAUUCAUUCUGGUGAUGGUAUUUAACACUUUAAAUAAAACAUUUUCUUUACAGAA